CCUGCUUACUUCUUCUUUCCGUGCUAACGCACACUUGCGACGGCUUCAUGCCGCUCGCAAGGGGCGCCCCGCACAGGCUCCUGCAGCGUGCUCCAAGCCGCACACGGCCCGCAGGAAGGCAGACCCGCAAGAUGCCAAGGGGCCGCGCCGCACCACCUCACUCAAGGCCAACAUCCUUAGGUAUCCACCGCGACCAUGGCUAACCAGAUAGCCGUCGACAGCGAGUCGUCUUCCGAUCAAGGCUAUGCAGAGUCCACAAAUACUUCCUAUCUGUCUUCAAUAGCCUCAUCCGUCCUCCGAGGCGUCCAUGAGAAUGGCCGCACCUAUGCCUCGUAUGGCAAGACCCUGCAGGGCAUACCCAUAGAUGAGAAGGAACAAGAUCGUAACGACCUUCAGCACGCAAAGUUCUUACUCCUGCUCGGUGGAAAGCUUUACCUUGCACCCAUUGCGGAAGACCCUCAGAAGAUCCUCGACAUUGGGACUGGCUCCGGAAUCUGGGCAAUUGAUACGGCAGACAUGUUCCCAUCGGCUUCAGUGACUGGCGUAGACAUUGCACCCACCCAGCCCACCUGGGUACCGCCAAAUCUUCAGUUCGAAAUCGAGGAUAUCGAAGAGGAUUGGUUAUAUCGCAAGAAUAGCUUCGACUUCAUCUUCGGGCGGGAGCUUCUGAUGGCUAUUCGCGACUGGCCCCGAUUGAUUCAGCAGGCUUAUGAACACCUGAAGCCUGGAGGAUAUCUAGAGCUAGAGAUGACUUAUGCGAAGACCUGUUGCGAAGACGGCAGCCUGGAUCUCGAGACUUCUGCGUACGCCGAGUCGGCAAGACUUCUUUUCGAAUGUGGAAGGCGAAUGAAAGUACCUUGGGAUGUAUGUCUAGAGUGGAAGGAGCAGUUCAAAGCCGCGGGCUUUACGGACGUCACCGAAACUACCCUGCCGAUACCCAUUGGGCGCUGGCCGAAAGACAAAGAUCUCAAGAAAGUCGGCGUCUUCGAACUCGCCAACAUUGACCAGGGACUGGAUGCCUUCCUACUCCGUGGAUUCACUACGACGCUGCAAAGGUCGGAGGAUGAGCUAAGAAUCCUAACAGCGCUCGCACGGAAAGAGAUAUUCAAUCCGAAGUACCACUUGAACGUCAAUUUUAUGGUUGUUUAUGGAAGGAAGCCGGCCGCUCCGGCCUCAAACUAGUCCUUCUUUCUCUCGCCAAUCCCGGCUAAAAUGUCGCACGUUGCUAGGCUCAAUCGUGGAACUCAAACGAGGACGGCAGGUCUCCAUUAUUUCCUUCAUCCUACGGUCGCUUAAACUUUUGCAGACGGCUCAACAUAGUCAGUCUUUACUGUGCUGCGUACAAGCGAAUAAAUUUAUUAGCGCGUCUCACUAUUAGCUUCUUCAAACACAAUGGCUUGUCGCGGUGUACCGCUAUUUGCGCAUGAAUAAGUUCCAAGACUACCCCGCUCACGCUUGACCUUGACUGGCAGGUAGAACAUUUCCAAGCGCUUCACCAUAUCCCUGUAUUAAGAUAACAAAUGGGAGCUUGCCAUGAGGCUGUAUUGC
Molecule: messenger RNA, 1548 nt
Organism: Cucurbitaria berberidis CBS 394.84
Lineage: Eukaryota; Fungi; Ascomycota; Dothideomycetes; Pleosporales; Cucurbitariaceae
Product: S-adenosyl-L-methionine-dependent methyltransferase
Exons: 2
Coding region: 196-1182 (328 amino acids)
Molecular function (GO): methyltransferase activity
Source: RefSeq, a predicted model, not a curated record